AUGACGAGAGAAGAGAGACAAGAAGAAGAAGAAGAGACAAAAAAGAGAGAGAGAGAGAUGAAGUUAUCCGACCAAGCUUUAGUCAAUCUAUCAAAUCAUAAAUACUCUGGUAUAGAUGACAGUCUAUUAGCAUAUUAUGUUCUCAGACACUAUUGGAACUAUUGUGUAGAGUUGGUUCCAUUAUGGGUUGCUCCUAAUCUAAUUACAUUGACAGGAACAAUAGGUAUUAUUAUAAGCUUUUUAAUAGUUGGUUGGUAUACACCAAACUAUGAAGGUAUCCUUCCAACAUGGGUGUAUUUGUUGGCUGCAGCUGCCCUCUUUUUCUAUCAAACAAUGGAUAAUGUAGAUGGUAAACAAGCUAGAAGAACUGGAAGUAGUUCUCCACUAGGUCAAUUAUUCGAUCAUGGUUGUGAUUCUGUUGUUUGUACUUUUCAAGCAAUUACAGCAGCAAGUAUUGGUAGUUAUGGUAGUGGAUAUUUAGCAUUAUAUCAAAUAUUUGUUACAACAUUGAUGCCAUUUUGGUUGGCAACAUGGGAGGAAUAUCAUACUGGUGUAUUGCAUUUAGGAAAGAUUAAUGGACCCGAUGAAGGUAUCAUCAUUGUAGUACUUGCAUUUUUAGGUACCGCUGUACUUGGUGGUGAAGCUUGGAUUACUCCACUCGGACAAUUCCUUCCAGAAUCCAUCAGUUCUAUCACCAAUCUCCUCCCAUCAUGUUUACUCAAUUGUAAAAUGAAUGUUAUCAUUGCAUUUUCUAUUUCAAUUCCAACUCUUAUUACAUGUGUUAUCAAUAUAAUGAAUGUUGUUAAUCAUUUAAAAGAAAAAAAGAAACCAAUUGCACCAGCACUUAAACAUAUACUUGUUUGGGUUAUGAUUACAUCAUGUGCAUUCCUUUGGUAUUACACAUCUACAUCAUUUUAUGGAGAUGAUUCUAUUUGGAUCAAGUAUCCACGUACUGUUCACGUGACAAUUGGCCUCAUUUUUGGAGAGUUGGUUAGUCGUUUGAUUCUGUGUCACAUGUGUCACGAAAAGUUUUCCAUCUUUCAAAAGUCUUUGGUUCCAAUGAUUGUCAUGACCUGUAUAUCCAUUCUCCGCUAUUUUUCCCAUCAAUUUGUAUCAACCUCUUCACCAUCCAACGUCAUCUCCUCUUCUUUAUCAGCCAUCACCCAUGGCAUUGAGGAACAAUACAUACUAAUUCUUUUUACCUUGAUUGGUAUCAUUCGAUACAGUCUCUUUGUCAAAGACACCAUCCAACAAUUAUGUAGUCAUUUAAAGAUUAAAUGCUUUAAAAUCCCAUACGCCUCUAAUAAUAAUAAUAAUACUACUAAAAAACAACAAUAA
Messenger RNA from Cavenderia fasciculata, 1338 nucleotides. RefSeq names its product CDP-alcohol phosphatidyltransferase (gene captC). Gene Ontology annotation, biological process: phospholipid biosynthetic process. The transcript has 5 exons. Gene Ontology annotation, cellular component: membrane. The record is from RefSeq and is a predicted model, not a curated record. Gene Ontology annotation, molecular function: phosphotransferase activity, for other substituted phosphate groups. The coding region runs from base 1 to 1338 and encodes 445 amino acids. NCBI's taxonomy places the organism in Eukaryota, Evosea, Eumycetozoa, Acytosteliales, Cavenderiaceae.